Alosa alosa (allis shad) is the source of this 1366-nucleotide messenger RNA. It is a transcript of the gene acat1, whose product is annotated as acetyl-CoA acetyltransferase 1. Gene Ontology annotation, molecular function: acetyl-CoA C-acetyltransferase activity. The record is from RefSeq and is a predicted model, not a curated record. Gene Ontology annotation, biological process: fatty acid beta-oxidation. Lineage: Eukaryota; Metazoa; Chordata; Actinopteri; Clupeiformes; Clupeidae.
ACGUCCUCGAUUACGUCAUGCGCAAAGUAACCCCUGUCCUGUGUUGAUAGUUUGGCUGUUGGGCAGGUGAAGGUGAAAGCCAGCCAAGUGUGCAAAAAGCCGAAAGUGAACCUUGCAUCACGAUUAUGUCAUCUUGUGGACUUUUUACUGCGCAUACACAGCUGUGCAGACGGCUGGUAACUUCGCGCCAAUGUCUAUCAAGAACCUACUCAUCAAAUCCAGCUCUGAAUGAAGUUGUCAUCGUCAGUGCUGCGCGAACUCCUAUGGGGUCUUUCAGAGGAAGCCUCUCAUCUGUUCCAGCUACUAAAUUAGGUUCAGUUGCAAUCAAAGCGGCCGUUGAGCAAGCAGGUACAGUGACCGCUGCAAAUGCCAGCACUUUGAAUGAUGGUGCUGCUGCUUUGGUUUUGAUGACUGCAGAUGCUGCGAAAAAGCUAAAUGUCAAUCCACUCGCCAGGAUUGUUGCUUUUGCUGAUGCUGCAACUAAUCCGAUUGAUUUCCCGAUCGCUCCAGCUUUUGCGGUCCCUAAAGUUCUUGAGAUGAGUGGUGUGAAGAAAGAUGAUAUUGCAAUGUGGGAGAUAAAUGAAGCCUUCAGUGUUGUGGUUUUGGCCAACAUCAAAAUGCUUGAUCUUGACCCAAAUAAGGUUAAUGUCAAUGGAGGAGCAGUGUCACUUGGUCAUCCAAUUGGCAUGUCUGGAACUAGAAUUGUGGGCCACAUGGUGCACAGUCUCCAGUCAGGGCAGUACGGACUCGCAGGGAUCUGUAAUGGAGGUGGUGGUGCAUCUGCUAUCCUUAUUCAGAAAUGCUAGCAUGUGUGCUGUCUUAUGGUCCUUCUGGUAAGAUUGCAGCCUUGAUGCUUGCUGUGUACAUGUUACUAAACAGCAUCACAAAGAUACCUUAACAGUGAAAGCCUUAUGACUGUUUCAUUGAAACCGAUCACUUUUGAAAUAUCACUCCCAUUUGCUGACUUUUUACUCCAUGUUGUAUAAAUUAACUGCCAUAGGAAUACUGUCAGGAAUCUAUAGUCAGUUACUAUGUAUUGCAUUUACUUCCUUUGAUAGUGAAAUUAUUGAAAGAUUACUGUACUAAUCCUUGAACUGUAACACAACAUAUCUGGAAAUUGGAAUCAGUGAAGGAAUCAGUGAAGACAUAGGAAUGGGAGGCUACACUUGUGUUCAUCUGUACUAAAGGAAGGUGUUUGUAAUACAAAUUGUACACUCCUGAGGGAAUAUUGUGAAUGUAGAGCAAAGCUGAUCCCCUGUAGUUUUGGCCUUUUUGUUUCCUUUGUUGACAGGUUUGCACUGUACAGGAUAUAAGCUCAAACACUCAUUUUCUUUAGUUUCAAAAUAAAUCUGAGGUGUUUGUUAAA